Molecule: messenger RNA, 2070 nt
Organism: Homo sapiens (human)
Lineage: Eukaryota; Metazoa; Chordata; Mammalia; Primates; Hominidae
Gene: ZNG1B
Product: Zn regulated GTPase metalloprotein activator 1B
Exons: 17
Coding region: 926-1609 (227 amino acids)
Cellular component (GO): nucleus
Source: RefSeq, marked validated
AAGGGACGAGGCGCUUCUCGUCCAGAGCCCAGGUAAUCCGGGCGGGAUCAGCGAGCGUCGCGAUGUGAUGACGUCAGGCCCCGGGCAGGCCGGGAGUGGCGUGCUGGGCGUGCGCGGCUGCGGUACGGCGUGUUGGUCCCAGCGGUUCAGCUGAGGUAGGGACGUGCUGUAGGCCGGAAUGUUACCGGCUGUUGGAUCUGCGGAUGAGGAGGAGGAUCCUGCGGAGGAGGAUUGUCCUGAAUUGGUUCCCAUGGAGACGACGCAAAGCGAGGAGGAGGAAAAGUCUGGCCUCGGCGCCAAGAUCCCAGUCACAAUUAUCACCGGGUAUUUAGUUAUUCAGAGGCUGCUCUGCUGAGAAGAUGAACAAAUUUCUUGUCCAAAACAAUGUAUUUCAAACGUGCCGCUCGGGCCUUUCCCGUAUUGCUCACUGGUGCUGGGAAGACAACACUUCUGAACUAUAUUUUGACAGAGCAACAUAGUAAAAGAGUAGCGGUCAUUUUAAAUGAAUUUGGGGAAGGAAGUGCGCUGGAGAAAUCCUUAGCUGUCAGCCAAGGUGGAGAGCUCUAUGAAGAGUGGCUGGAACUUAGAAACGGUUGCCUCUGCUGUUCAGUGAAGGACAAUGGCCUUAGAGCUAUUGAGAAUUUGAUGCAAAAGAAGGGGAAAUUUGAUUACAUACUGUUAGAGACCACUGGAUUGGCAGACCCAGGUGCAGUGGCUUCUAUGUUUUGGGUUGAUGCUGAAUUAGGGAGUGAUAUUUACCUUGAUGGUAUCAUAACUAUAGUGGAUUCAAAAUAUGGAUUAAAAGCAAAGAAUUGGACAACUUAAAAUGACAGCUCUCUAUUCUGAGGACUUGACACCCAGGCUACUGACAUUGUUCUUUUCGGUUCUACAAAUGUGACAGCAUUUAAUGCAAUAGAAGCAAUGAAUGAAGUUACCCAGAGAAGGUCAACAUUUAGCAGAAGAGAAACCUGAUGGCCUUAUCAAUGAAGCUACUAGGCAAGUUGCUUUGGCAGAUGCCAUUCUCAUUAAUAAAACAGACUUGGUUCCAGAAGAAGAUGUAAAGAAAUUAAGAGCGACAAUUAGAUCCAUAAAUGGACUAGGACAAAUCUUAGAAACACAAAGAUCAAGAGUUGAUCUCUCUAAUGUAUUAGAUCUUCAUGCCUUUGAUAGUCUCUCUGGAAUAAGUUUGCAGAAAAAACUUCAGCAUGUGCCAGGAACACAACCUCACCUUGAUCAGAGUAUUGUUACAAUCACAUUUGAAGUACCAGGAAAUGCAAAGGAAGAACAUCUUAAUAUGUUUAUUCAGAAUCUCCUGUGGGAAAAGAAUGUGAGAAACAAGGACAAUCACUGCAUGGAGGUCAUAAGGCUGAAGGGAUUGGUGUCAAUCAAAGACAAAUCACAACAAGUGAUUGUCCAGGGUGUCCAUGAGCUCUAUGAUCUGGAGGAGACUCCAGUGAGCUGGAAGGAUGACACUGAGAGAACAAAUCGAUUGGUCCUCCUUGGCAGAAAUUUAGAUAAGGAUAUCCUUAAACAGCUGUUUAUAGCUACUGUGACAGAAACAGAAAAGCAGUGGACAACACAUUUCAAAGAAGAUCAAGUUUGUACAUAACACUAGAGGCAUUUCUUAUCAAAAGGAUUGGAUAAUAAAAAUAAGUUUCUACUGGGUAUAUUUCAAGCAUUUAUUUAUUACUUUAGUUACGAAUUCCAAUAUACUUUAAAAUGGUAUUUGUUUUACAGCAUACAUAAAAUGUAGCAAAUCGGUACUGUAAAACAUUUAACAUUCAUACAGUUAUAUAUAAUAUCCUUUUUUUUAAAGAAUGGUAUUUCACAAAAAUGUCUUUUGAAAUUGGCUUUGGAGUUUACAUAUACUGAACAUGAAAGUUUAUAAUAAUGAUGAUACAACUUUCAACAUUGUCAUUUUUUCUUAGAACUUCAGCUGAUUGCAGAGAUAUAAUGAUUACAUUGUUAUUAAAUUUUUUUAACACAAGUAAGUGUCACCAUUUUAUGACAUGAAAUAAAAGGUUAUGACUGUUAUUGAUGUUGAUGUUGACGACCUGAUCACCUGGCUGA